AUGGCUCCGAAGAAGGCGAAGGGACCUUCCACCGCGGAGCCCCCAGGUAAAGACAAGGGGGGCAAAGACAAAGCCAAGCCAGCAACCGCCAACGCAACAACUAGCCCUGCUGAGGCCAAACCCCCCGACCGGCCUCCUGGGUUUAUUGAGAUGAAGCCAUUUCAGAGGCUGCCAAAGGAGGUGCUGCACAACCACUGUCAGAAGCACAAAAUGCCCAAGCCGCAGUACGAGCAGCGCAGGGCACCCAAGGGGUUUUUCAAAACUGAGUGCAUCCUCAGCAAUCCAAAAGACAGUUCAAAGACAAUGAGGUUUUUGACGAACGAGGAGUUUCCCUUCAAAAACCACAGUGAGAAUUUCAGUGCCUUAUUGGCUCUUUUCCAUUUGGAGCCCACUAGACCCUACGAGAAGCUCUUCCCUUCUCCAUUUAGAGAGGCGUGGCUGUCGCUGUCUGGGGAUACACCCCAGCAGCAGCAGCAGCAGCAGCAGCAGCAGCAGCAAGGAGGGACAGCAGCAGGGGGGCCGAAGAAACCGAGCGCCAAGGCCAAGACAACAAAAGGAGCUUCGACUGCGCAGCCUGCAAAGGAUGGUGCAGCUGCCGCUGACGCCGGCGAAAACGGGCUGGCAGCAGCGGGAGCAGCACGGUCUACGGAAGCAGCAGGGGCAGCAGCAGCAGGGGCAGCAGUGGCCGGGAGAGCAGCAGCAGGGCCAGCAGCAACAGGAGCAUCAACAAGAGCAUCCCAACAGAACGGACUAGGGCCCCCGCAAGGGGUCCCACCCGGUGUUUCUGAUGCAUCACCUUCUGGAGAAGUAUCAGGGCCCCCCAAAGGGGCCCCCUUCCGCGUGCAGAUAAGCAGCGCCCAUCGGUUUGCGUCUGAGUUUGAGAGGCAGCAAGCAGCGGAGAGCAAACGACUGGAGAAGGUGAGGAAAGAGAAAGAGAAAGAAUUACAGCGACUCGAAGAAGAAGCCCAAAUGCCCACCGUCUUCAUGGCCGAACUUGUCCGGAAAAAGGCUGCGCAGACACUGCGAGAACUGCUGCCGCAUGUUGCCGCCGCUCGUUCGGAGCCCGAAGCAGCAGCAGCAGCGGCGGCUGCGUCAGCAGCUGCAGAAACUGCUGCUUCUGCUUCUGCUGCGUCUACUCGCAAAGCGGGGGAAACAACCCUUCUUCCACUGCAAUGGACAGACACCAAGUGGAUGGGUGCAGUUAGCUGGGCGCUGAGAAGACAGCUAAAUUCUCAGAGAGCCGUGGGGACCCUCAAGACAAGCCUUAUGAGGGAGCUCACGGGACCCCUUCAGUUUGACAAGGGAGGAGCUGUUGCUGCAGUCGAAGCUGCUGUUGCUGCGCUCCUGAGUGCGCACCCGCUGCAGCCGCAGCAGCCCCACCAUGACCAGCAACAUCCUUCACAGAAGCAACAGAAGGAAGCAACUGCCUUGCAGCAGCUGCUGGAGAGCUGUCAGGACUUCAUUGCCCUCAACAUAACCGACGAGGGCCUGCUGCCUCCCCACUUCUCUCCUGCUGGAAAGCAAAUUGAAAUCAGGUGUCAUUCUGCCACCUCUGAGGAAUCACAGGAGCAGAAAGAGCAGCAGCAACAGCAACAGCAGGAUGAGAAAAGGACGUACAAUGCCCUGCUGCAGGCUAAGGACAGGUUCCUAGCAGCCCUUACGACCCUGACCAGUAUGCUUCCGCAGGCGGCAUCUUGUGACAGCUUGAUGCAACUGGCAGAGGCCUUGAGCUCCCUGUGCCACAACACAGGACUGCACGGCGUUGCUGCUGGGGUGCUGGAGCAGCAGCUGCAGCAGCAGCAGCAGCAGAAAGAAGGGAAGGCCGCAGUAGCAGCUGCUGGUGCUGCUCUUUCCGAUGCCUGUGCAGCAGUUGCAGCAGCUUCUGCAGCAGUUGUGGGCUCAUCAGAGGACAGGGAAAGGCGCAAUUUGUUGGAGCGUUUGGGGGGACCCCAACUCCUCUCGGAUGCAGCAGUGUUGAAGAGCAUUAAAUCCAUAAAGGAUCAGGAAAUGGAGGCUGCUGAGAGUCUCCUUGAGUGUUCGCCCCUGCGCCUUUCUGCUGCCGAGACUGCGGAAAGCAGCUUGACGGAAGAGGCUUUGAAAGGCCUUGAUGGUUUCUACUUGCAAGCCCCUCUCGACGCUGCCACUGCGUCGUCUGUCGAGAGUUGCCUGAAGGCCUCCUUAGGUGCGGAUUGCAUGCAGGGCGGAGGGUCCCAGGGGCUGCCUCCCCAGGACGGAGCGCUCGUGCUGCACGUUCUGUCUCCUCCUGGGUCUCUUUAUCCUUUCGACCCGCCAGUGGCGUGGGUGGGUGUGAAGGAAGACCCUGCGUCUCCCCGUGGGGUCCCCAUGCAAGACAAACCCCCUCCCUACGGACCCGCAGCUGGGGCCAUUUUGUGUGGGGCCUUCGCUGCACACAACGCUUCCCGGCUGGCGCGCCCUCUGCAGCAUCUGUCUGCAGAAGUCUCUUCACGACAGGAGACACUUUCCCCUCCAGUCCCAAAGCUGCUAAGCGUUCUCGCCUCGCCUACAUGCGAAACUACCGUCUCAGAGGUUGCGGCACUGCUGCAUGCAGCCUGGCAGCUGGAGGCCCACUUCGAUGACUUGCUUGCACAAGAACCCAAAGGGUCCCGUGGCAUGCAUGCACGGUGGGUGGCGGCGGCUACGGGGGCAACGUCUGUUACUCCUGCCGGUGGAGCUGCAUUAGCACAGGGAGUAGAAGUAGCGGGGGCAGCAGUCAAGAAGGAGACAGAUGAGCGCCAGCAGGAGGAGCAGUGGCGGCAGCAAGAUAACGGAGACAGCCGAGGUAGCCCGAUAUCUCACGAGACUCAUGAGGGACAGAGGAACCGCAAAGGCCUUCCAGGAGGACCUUCAACAGCAACACGACCUGGGGGCGAGCUGAAUGAAAAGGAAACAGAGCUGUGCAAGAAUAUAAUCAAUAGUGUAAAUACAGCAGCUUCGGCUGAUGCCCUGGGGCUGCCCGUGCGACAGCACUUUGAUGCUGUCGUACAGUUUGUAGCAGACCCAAGCAAGCGGGUACUUGUCCUACAGGGAGAAACAGGAUCUGGGAAGACGACACAGCUGCCUCGGAUGCUGCUGGAAGCCGCAGCCCGACUUGCGCUGCAGCAGCAACACAGCAGCAGCAGCAGCAGAGAUCAGUUUCCUGCGUACAUCGUCUGCACCCAGCCUCGCCGUCUGGCUGCCGUCUCCGUGGCUAGCCGGGUGGCCACUGAAAUGGGGGUACCCUUGGGAGGCCUCGUGGGGUAUCAAGUCCGCUUGGAAUCUCGCGUGACUCCGCAGACUCGCCUUCUCUUCUGCACCCACGGAGUCCUCUUGCGUCAGCUUCUGAGUGGCGACGCGCUGGAAAGAGUCUCCAUUGUGGUGGUGGACGAGGUACACGAGAGGUGCACAGAAGUGGAUAUGCUGCUGCUCGUCCUUGCUAAGGCCCUCGCCAUGAAGCAACACAACCUCAAGGUGGUCGUUAUGAGCGCCUCUUUGGCUGUGGAGCACUUCGCCUCGUACUUCCGCAGAGAUCGGCUUCUCGCUCUGCAGGGCAAUCUCAGCAGUCUCAACCAGCUGCAGCGAGAGCAGCUGCUGUGGCAGCAGCAGCAACUGCUGCUGCGGGAAGAGGGGGGCAGAGGCGACAGCAGCGUGGAGGUCCUCAAGGUACCUGGAAGGACGUUUCCGGUGUCUGUACACUUCCUGGAAGAGGUGUUGAAGAUGUGCGACCCCGCAUAUCUGCCUUCUGCCUAUCAAGGACCUGCUGCAGCUGCAGCAGCAGCAGCUGCUGAAGCGCGUUUUAAGGGAGGCAGACCUCAGACGACUAAGACGGAAUGGCGCGAGCAGCAGCAGGACACGUUUGCAUGCACCACCUCUGACGGACCUGACAAGAAGGCAGCAGCAGCAGCAGCAGCAGUAGCAGGGGUCCCCGUGGGCGCGUUGCCACAGCUACCGCAGCUGGUAGCAGCCGUCGUCCGUCACGUACACCUGACAGGGACUCCUUGUUCCAAGAAUCCACCAGGAGACACUCGAGGCUCCAGAGGAAACCGACAGAAACAGCAGCAGCAGCAGCAGCGGGCAGGGACAGCAAUAAUUGUUUUCUGCAGCGGAGUAGGAGAAGUGUCUGCUGUCUGCCGCGCCAUAGAGGAACUUCAAAUGGACCUAUGGGUUCUACCUUGCCACGCCUCACUGCAUCCAAAGCAACAACAAAAAGUUUUUGCUCCUCCUCCUUCUGGCUGGAGGAAGGUUGUGGUCGCCACAAACAUCGCGGAGACCUCUAUCACCAUCAGUGACGUGGGCUACGUGGUGGACUGCGGGACACACAAGGUGCUGCGGUACGACCCCGCAAAGAGGAGCAGCAAACUGCAAGAAGAACUAAUUACAAAAGCUAAUGCGCAGCAGAGAAGAGGACGUGCAGGCAGAGUCUCCGAAGGAUGCUGCCUCCGCCUCUACCAGCAGGAGGAAUUCGCGGACAUGGCACCGGUGGAGACCCCGGAGUUACACCGUCAAGCGCUGGACAAUGUCUGUCUACAGCUCAAGGCAAUCUUCCCUAACGAGCCGCUGCACAGCCUGUUCAGUCAGUGUCUUGACCCGCCAGCUCAAGAACACAUUGACGCCUCUAUCAGGCACCUGGCUCACUUAGGCGCCCUUGAGUGCGUUGGAGGGGGCUUAGGGGAGACCUUGACGCCUCUGGGCCUCUAUCUCUCUCGGUUCCCAAUGAGCAUUGCCUUCGCAAAGAUGUUAAUUUUUGCUGCUCCUCUUGGUUGUCUGGAGGAGACACUCGCCCUUUGCUCCCUCAUGGCAGCAGACGCAGAGCUCUACCUUCCAGGGGCAGAGGCAGCAGCAGAAAGGCAGAAGUACUUUGCUCGAAGCCAAUCGGAUUUCGUGAGCAGCUUGCGAGUGUUUGCUGCUUGGGAGGCGGCUGUCGCCAUGGGGAGAGCAGCCGAAGACGCUUUCUGUCUCCGUUUUGGCGUUAACGCAAACACAUGCAGGGCAGCAGAAGCCCUCAGAAAAAGAUUUAGAAGAGUGGCCAGAGAAGCAGGACUUCUCGCCAUGAUGCCUGCAGAGAACGCAGACACCCGCAACAGCCCCACCAAAGAAAUAGCGAGCAAGAGCGUAAUGCCUGUUCCUUCCGCGACAGCAGCAACAACAGCCAGCAGGAGCAGCAGCAGCAGCACCGCCGAUGACUGCGGGAGCGAUAGCGGCGACGAAGUCAUAACGCUUCGAGUUGAGGAGAUAUCUCCUGUCGCCUCUCGUUCUCCUCCUAAGGGAGAAGGGAAAGAUAAGAUGAUCAAAGACAGCAUAAAUAGCAUAUCCUGGUACAUCAAAGCAUGCGUCGUGGCUGGGCUGUAUCCGCAGGUAGCCACAAUUCAGGCCCCGAGAACGUACAUGACAGUGGGUUCAGGGACACUGGAAAAGACUCCUGAAGCGUGGCAGAUGAAGUUCUUCACUCGCGUCGAUGCCGAAGCCAACUCCCCCCAGGAGGAGAGAAGAAACGUCAAGCAGAAAUUGCAGCGGGUGUUUAUUCACCCGACAUCGGUGAACUUCAAGAACUGCGAGUUCGACACGCAGUGGGUGGCCUUCAGCGAGAAGCUGCAGACAACCAAAGUGUUCAUAAAAGAUGUCUCCACAGUCUCUGUCUUCGCCCUCCUCCUCCUUUCCUGUUGCGAGCUCGUUCCCUCACAGGGACAAGGGGCUGUGUGGUUAGACGGGUGGCUACAACUGCGGUGCCCUGGUUUGAUUAGCAGUUACGUGAAGCAUCUAAAGGGUUUAUUUCAUUUCUUUUUAAAUGAAUUUUAUUCCUUAUCUGCAAUAUCCCUAACACGGAGGGAGCAGCAGCUGCAGCAGCAGGGGGAACUAGACUAUGACCUCCUCGCCUUAAGAGAGCAUGCAGCUGCUCCGUCUAAGACUAAAUUCGUCUUCUUUGGAACCCCCGAGGCUCUGCAAAGAAGGCAGAGUCUUACAAUGCUUGUUAAGAGGCUCGUUGAGCUCGAGGGACACCUGGUCUAA
Messenger RNA from Eimeria maxima, 6003 nucleotides. RefSeq names its product DEAH-box RNA/DNA helicase, putative. The coding region runs from base 1 to 6003 and encodes 2000 amino acids. The record is from RefSeq and is a predicted model, not a curated record. Gene Ontology annotation, molecular function: RNA binding; ATP binding. The transcript has 19 exons. Lineage: Eukaryota; Apicomplexa; Conoidasida; Eucoccidiorida; Eimeriidae. Gene Ontology annotation, cellular component: intracellular anatomical structure.